UCUCUCUCUCUCCCCCAUUGAAGAAGACCACCGCCGAGCAGCUCGCAGCAGCGCGGAUCCAAGGCGGGGAGAUGAAGGCGGAGGGAAGCUCGAGGAAGGGAUGGUCGCUGCGUGACUUCGAGAUCGGCAAGCCCCUCGGCAAAGGCAAGUUCGGCCGCGUCUAUCUCGCCCGCGAGGUCAAGAGCCAAUACAUAGUGGCGCUGAAGGUGAUAUUCAAGGAGCAGAUCGAGAAGUACCGGAUCCACCACCAGCUGAGGAGGGAGAUGGAGAUCCAGACUAGCCUCCGGCACGCGAACAUACUGCGCCUCUUCGGCUGGUUUCACGACAGCGAGCGCAUCUUCCUGAUACUCGAGUAUGCUUACGGGGGCGAGCUGUACAACGUGCUGAGGAAGCACGGGCAUCUCAACGAGAAGCACGCCGCCACGUACAUCGCCAGCCUCGCACAAGCAUUGGCCUACUGCCACGAGAACCAUGUGAUUCACAGGGAUAUCAAGCCGGAAAAUUUGUUGCUUGAUCACGAGGGUAGGCUGAAAAUUGCAGACUUUGGAUGGUCUGUACAGUCGAAGGGCAAGAGACACACCAUGUGUGGAACUUUAGAUUAUUUGGCACCAGAAAUGGUAGAAAAUAAAGCUCAUGAUCAUGCUGUAGAUAACUGGACUCUGGGCAUACUUUGUUACGAGUUCCUCUAUGGCGUCCCUCCAUUUGAGGCUGAGAGCCAAAGGGACACAUUCAAAAGGAUAAUGGAGGUGGAUUUGAAUUUCCCUCCCGUUCCUCAUGUAUCUUCAGAGGCUAAGAAUCUUAUUUGCCAGCUCCUGGUUAAGGACUCUUCAAAGAGGCUCUCUCUUCAGAAGAUCGUGGAGCACCCUUGGAUCACCAAGAAUGCAAAUCCUGAGGGUAUUUGCAAUUAGCAUAGGUUUGCUUUGGCUGCGGAGGUUUUGGAUGGAUCAUUGGAUGCCAAAAUAGGAAUUUAACCCUCUGUGAAUGUUGUAAAUUAAUGUUCUUUCAUCGGGAGGAUGAAGCAUUUGCCGAUGUCCUUUUUCUGCUUACAA
Molecule: messenger RNA, 1049 nt
Organism: Syzygium oleosum
Lineage: Eukaryota; Viridiplantae; Streptophyta; Magnoliopsida; Myrtales; Myrtaceae
Product: serine/threonine-protein kinase Aurora-3
Exons: 6
Coding region: 72-908 (278 amino acids)
Biological process (GO): mitotic spindle organization; protein phosphorylation; regulation of cytokinesis
Cellular component (GO): spindle midzone; spindle microtubule; spindle pole centrosome
Molecular function (GO): protein kinase activity; ATP binding
Source: RefSeq, a predicted model, not a curated record